AUUUAGAGAAGUAAGAACUGAGAGACUGGGACUACUUUUGUUUCUGUUUCUCAAUAGCAUAAAACUUGAAUAAAAUCAUGAUCUUCGUUGGUGGGCUUUUUUUUUCUACUGAUUCAUCUUCAUCUUCAUCUCAGGGGAUCGAGACCCUUGUUACUUUAAUGGAAAACCCCAUUCUGGUGUCUGCCGCACGCUCUUUCAAUUCUAUUGAGGAGACUAAAGUCUCAUUUUCGGAGACCUCGACACCUAACAAAUACGUUUAUGUUUUCCAGAGAGAAUAUGCUACUGUUGACCCUUCACUUGUUCAUUAUGUUGGCACAGAUGAAGCAACAACCUGUGUGGGGCUUGUCAUUAGGAACCGGAUAACUAGAAUGACCUCUGUUGCUCAUUUCGAUUUUCCCAAAAUUGUGGAUACUGGACUCACCCAGAUGUUAUCACUAGUUGUUGACGGAAACCCUAAUGCUGAUUUGGAUGUGCAUCUAAUUGGUGGUUUUGAUGAUGUUUCACCCAGUCAUGCCAAUGGUAUCUCUACAUCAGAAUUGGAUGGCUAUUCCACUCCUUUGUGUGCCAAACUGAUUGAAACUUUGCAGAGGAGAAAUGAAAAGUUUCAUAUCCAAACUCUUUUUGUUCUUGGGCAUAACACCAAAAGGGAUUCUCAAGGACAUGCAUACCCUAUUUUCCACGGGUUUUUGGUAGAAACUUCAACGGGAUCUCUUGUCCCAGCUAGUUUUGAUAGAACUUCAAGAUGUCCUGAUGAAAUUGUCAGGAGAAUUAGGGUAACUUCAUCGUAUGAGGACACCAGUUGGAAUGGCAGGCUGCUGGAGACAUAUGACACUAAAACUGAUAGAUUUGUAAUAGCCCCAUGCUGCUGGACCCCACGUCAAUUACGUCCUAUUAUGACAUUGCAAAAUCUUUCUGAUGCUGAAGUCCUUGUUUCAUGUUCAACUUCACCUUAUGCUGAGGGUCCUGAUUUUGUGGAAACUCUAAGAAGGCAGUGGAAGUAUUUAGUGAAACACCCAGAUUGGAGAGAAUCGUUUCCUAAGAAGCAGCCGCGCAUUUUUGAGAGGACUGCAGAUGGAGGUUGGAGAAGGUGUUGA
Molecule: messenger RNA, 1094 nt
Organism: Pistacia vera
Lineage: Eukaryota; Viridiplantae; Streptophyta; Magnoliopsida; Sapindales; Anacardiaceae
Product: protein N-terminal asparagine amidohydrolase
Exons: 9
Coding region: 78-1094 (338 amino acids)
Biological process (GO): ubiquitin-dependent protein catabolic process
Cellular component (GO): nucleus
Molecular function (GO): protein-N-terminal asparagine amidohydrolase activity
Source: RefSeq, a predicted model, not a curated record